UAACCCUGUCUAAGGGGUUGCCUUUUUUCUAUGACACAACAUGUCCACGAGUUGGAAACAUAUCGGGUAAUAAAGCCCCCAGCAGAUCACUGAGUACGCGCUCUGACUGAAUUCACGUUCCGUAGAUUCGAACGCGCGACGUUUGUGACCGUUCAUAUAGUUGGCAUUUACCAUGGACAGCGAGAGAGACAACGCACAAACCUCAGCUCAGACAGACGCAAAUUCAAUUGAAGAAAAUUCUGCUCAGAUGGAGGGCUCACUUUCUUCAUUGGCAUUCAAGGGACCUGUUUCCCAGGCAAUUGUAGCAACAAAGACUUCUAUGAAGAUUUUGUUUGUCUACAUUGGAGGGCCUGGUGAGGAUUAUGAUAAUCUUGAGCAGUCCACAUGGCGAGAUCCAGAAGUUGUGAAAUUGUUGUCAGACAAUUGUGUUGUUCUAUAUCUUCCACAAGAAAGUGCAGAUGCUCUUCAGUUUUCUGCAAUAUAUCCACAUACAUAUGUCCCAGCAAUGUCAGCUGUUGGAUACAAUGGAUUGCGCCUCUGGUAUCAUGAAGGUUAUAUUUCAGCAAAAGACCUCAUUAUGAGCAUUGAGAAAGCAAGAAACGAUCUUCAUUUUCAGGAAGCGGCUGUUGCCAACAUGAUUGCUGCAGCAAUUGCAUCAAGCAGACAGGAACCUGUAAGCAGUAUUCCUUCUUUAAAUACAGCCCCACCAGUGCAUGAAGAGAUUACAGGUAGUACUGAUCCAUCACCUUCUUUGGGAUCUAUACCUCUCAAUCAAUCAUCUAGAACUGAAGAAACUGAACAGAUUGUGGUUGCCUCUAGAGCUGAUGAGCAGGAGAAUGUAGCAUCUGCUAGUACUAUUCCUGUGCCAGAUAUGCUUAGCAGACCCACGGACACAUUUGUUUCUGAGUGUUGUAGUACUGGGAGCUCUGCUCUGUCUUCCUCUUUAAGCAAUGAAACAUCUGAAAAUUCAUCACCUGAUCCUAUGCACAAAGAGGUGGAAGCUGAAAAAUCUGUAGAUGUGCAAGCAUACGUUAUAGGGAAUAUCAAUUCCCAGACUGGAGAUAAGGAUAAGUCUAGAUGUAGUAAUGACAAUGACGGCAAAAAGAUUGAAUCUUAUGAUCAAUCAUGUGAAGAACAAACAAUAAAUGCCAUGAGUUCAGACCUUGGUGGAUCAACUUUAGAAAUACUUCCUGAGAUAGAAACCGACAUUCAAGAAGGCAGUCCUGUUAUGGAUGAUCAGUCUGCAACGAAAUUACCAAUCAGAGAUUUGAGUUCCAUUCAUUUACAAAUUCGUUUGCUAAAUGGUUCAAGUCUUCAAGCAAAAUUUGCAGCUACAGAAACUUUGACAAGAGUGAAACAUUAUAUCAAGGAGAAUAGGACAGAUGGAAACAGUGCCUUCUCUCUGGCCAUCCCAUAUCCAAGGAAAGUUUUCAGUGAAGAAGAUAUGGAAAAAACACUUGUCGAGCUAAACUUGGGGACGAGAGCUGCAAUUAUUCUUGUGCCUUAUAAAUCUGGUAUUGGUCCAUCUGAUUGGCAUUCAUCAUCGCAAGCCAACACUAUGGGAGACACAGGUUCACAAAACAGUGAAACCGGUCCUGGAUUUUUUGCAAGAAUACUGUCGUACAUCAACCCCUUCUCCUAUUUUGGUGGUAGUUCAUCAAAUCAGGAAUCCACAUCAAGAGAUUCUGUUUGGCAAUAUGGUCCAAAUCCAUCUUUGCAAGAUGCAUCUAAAGAUGUCGGACAAAAUAGAAUGUACACACCAAAAUCAAAUAUUCCCGGGAAAGGUCAAAAGGUUGGCAGCAGCAGCAAGGUAGAAAAAAGAGGUUGGGGCAGUAAUAUACAUACACUUAAGCGUGAUGAAGACGAGUCAUUUCGUGAUCGAAAUGCAUUUUGGAAUGGCAACUCAACUCAGUAUGGUGGAGAUGACAGUAAGAGAGACUAGAAAUCUUAAAAACUCCCUUUCCUACUGCAGGAUGUGUAUGUGCUGUGAAUGAAAUUCAAUGGAGUAGGAGUGACGAAGUUCGAUCAGCUUCAUUCUCCCAUUUAGAUGUACUGUGUUAUGGACGUAAUUGACCUUGUAUUGUCAAGUUCUUUGGUUUGUUUACUAUUAACCUUUGAUUCUACAUAAUUCAGCAAUUUUGUACUCUUUCGAGAAACCAUAUUGUCCAUGUCAAAGCUUUUACAACAUAAAUUUUAUCACAAGUUGCAUGAGCUCAAAUCACACUGCGCAUUCCAAUUUAUUCUUGAGAAUAUGCUUAUAAAUUAAUACUUCCUAAAGGUUGUCAUGCAAGCACAUGUAUAUAUUAAAUGUGAAGAAUAAUUCAAGUUAUUUAGAGUAAGGACUAAACGAGUCCUGUUAUAAUU
This is a messenger RNA of Cryptomeria japonica (Japanese cedar), 2364 nucleotides long. Its product is annotated as plant UBX domain-containing protein 11. The transcript has 10 exons. The record is from RefSeq and is a predicted model, not a curated record. Lineage: Eukaryota; Viridiplantae; Streptophyta; Pinopsida; Cupressales; Cupressaceae. Gene Ontology annotation, molecular function: protein binding. Bases 173 to 1942 code for a protein of 589 amino acids.